GAAGAAGAUAUUUUGGAAAGUAGCGUUUCCUAUCAUCAUACGCUUGUUGCCAGAUCCGUCUCCCUUGCCCUAGAGUUUGGUGAUUCCGCCUCCUUUGGCGCCGCGGCGACUAUAUUUCCUCCCUUGGCGCCAGUUGAUUCAAACACAUAUUCGUACUCUAUUUGAGAUAGAGCGGGGUCUCCUACCCGAGCAACCACUUUUUGAAGCAGCAGCAGAAGGGGAACAGGGAGAGAGACAGAGAGAGGUUUCGUCGUACCAUGGGGCUGAUGGCGCUGAAUCGGCUCAUGUCCACGCAGCGGAAGCGGAAGCAGAGGCGGAAUCGUUGCCGUAUCCAAGCCCUCGGCAAUCCCCGCGACAUAGAUGGACGGGGUGCUGCCUCAUCGUUAUCUAAAAGAGACAGCCCACCCUACCGACAUGAUGUUAAUUCCCAUUGUGGCAAAGAAGCAAGAUAUCUGGAUCCAGUCCUUUCAGAGGACGUUUGGUGUCGUAUAUAUUCAUUACUACAGAUGCAAGACGCUGCCCGUGCUGCCUGUGUUUCUCGCUCCUUCCUAGGCUACUGGAGAUGCUACCCCAAUCUCACCUUCACCAAUGGAACAAUGUGCCCUAAAGAAAAUCUAAAGACAGCGGGAUCAAAUGUUAUAAGAGACUACAACAACCAAAUCGACCGUGUUCUGAUGAACCGUUCGAGCGCUGAUGCCGUGACGAAACUCAAGCUUGACUACCAUGUUCCUCCUGAUGGCGCUGAAUCGUAUCAUCGUCUUGAUAGCUGGCUCCAGAUGGCUGUUACGCCGAGGACCAAAGAACUCGAGCUUCUAGUAUGGUCGAAAGAGGCGAGCUUUGAUUUCCCCUGCAUACUACUAUCUGACAUGUGUGGGGGCUCGAUUCAGAAGCUUUUGCUUUUCAAAUGCGCCUUGCGUCCCACAUCUCAACUUGGUUUGAGAAGCCUCAGAACGCUGCAUCUGCGUGAUGUGCGUGUCACAGGGGAGGAAUUAGGGUGCCUUCUGUCCAGUUCCAUUGCUUUGGAGCACCUGAAGCUUGUAUACUGCGAUGAUAUAGUUCGCCUGGAGAUACCUUGCCUGCUGCAGAGGCUUAGCUUCCUGGAGGUGGCUGGAUGCAUGAAUCUUCAAGUGAUAGAGAACAAAGCCCCAAAUCUCUCCAAAUUUUACCUUGGAGCAGGUGAACGGAUGCAAGUCUCAUUUGGAGAGUCAGAAGUGAAGAAAGUGGAGUUGGUGCAGAGCCGUGCCAUCAGUUAUGCUACUGACAACCUUCCUUCACGUGUGCCGAAUCUCGAGACUCUUACCAUAUGUUCUACUUGUGAGAUAGUCAAUUCUCCAAUGGCAUCCGGCAAAUUCCUCCACCUCAAGUUCUUGAGUAUUCUUCUUAUGAGUGGAUCUAAUUUUGACAAGGACUAUGAUUAUUUAUCGUUGGUUCCUGUUUUCCAAGCAUCUCCUUCCCUGGAGAUGUUUUGCUUGUUUGUAUGGGAGCACUCCAUGUAUCACUGGUUUGAGGGAGAUCCUGCCUCUCUUAGGCGACUGCCACAACACUGCCAUGGGAACCUCAAGAGUGUGAAGAUCAUUGGUUUCUUCCCCCAAAAGAGCAUGAUUGAGCUGGCAUGCCAUCUUCUCGAGAAUGCAACGUCACUUGAGUCCCUUACAGUGGAUGCUAGUCCUGCUAAUUACCGGUGUUCUGGCAAGGGCAGGAAAUGCUGUCCCCUGAAAGCUACAGCUAUAGUGAAGUCACGUUUCUGCCUGACUGGACAUACAAGAGAAGUAAAACAAGACAUAUGAAGUGAUGCAAAUAAGUGUUAAACAUAUGCAUCAAGGUAGAGCACCGUCCUUUCUAAAAAAGGGUAAAGCAUCUUUGUUUGUGUAUAUAUCAGUUUAAAUGUGCAAAGGCCAAAGGGUUCCCCAGGCGCCACCCUUUUGGCGUGCCUCGGCAAAAGGAACACUUCUCCCCACCUUUCAUUAUUAAUCUUCUCAUGGAGAAUUAUGUGCUGGACUGAAAAAUGGGAGUUCUGAACCUGCUAUACUGCACUCGACACCUGCUUCGGUUUGCUGUACUGAACUGUAUUCUUGCAUUGUGUUUCUGAAAGUUCUGAUGCCAAGACACUGGUUGAUUUGCUGUACCGAACUAUAUUCUGCCCUGCGAUUUCUUAAAAGUUUUAAUAAUGCCAAGACCAAUGCAAUGUAUGAUGUAGCAGUUCAUACUAGGCUUAUAAGAUGCUGACAUUUGGAGCUAAUUUGAAUUCCAUGUGUACAUGGCCUGCUAUCUCGUAUGUUGCACUUCUGAAACUGUUUAGACUGUUUUUGAUUUCUCAUGGUGGCAAACAAGCCAGAUAUCCGGGCACGUUCCAGAGGUAUGUUCUCAGCAGAAUAGCUAAAUAGAAAAUUGUUACAGCAUUCCUGUUUUAUGUCAUUCUUGUUCCUAACCUUGGCUGAAUCUUGCUGAUUAUAACAUCCUAUCCCAGCUUUUACCUCUCUAUUUUUCAUGAUGUUCUUCUCUACUUGUGCACGCGUGCAGGAAAUUUGGUGUCGUAUACAUUUCCUACUGCCAAUUCAAGACGCGGCCCGUGCUGCCUGUGUUUCUCGCUCCUUCCUACACUCCUGGAGAUGCCAUCCCAAUCUCACCUUCACCAACGAAACGAUGUGCCCCAAAGAAGAUUUAAAAGCAGCGGGAUCGAACGCUAUUAUAAGAGACUACAACAAAAUCGACCGUGUUCUGAGGAACCGCUCGUGCGCUGAUGGCCGUGACGAAACUCAAGCUUGACUACCACGUUCCUCCUGAUGAUGCUGAAUGGUAUCAUCGUCUUGAUAGCUGGCUCCAGAUGGCUGUUAUGCCGACGACCAAAGAACUCGAGCUUCUAGUAUGGUCGAAAGAGGCGAGCUUUGAUUUCCCAUACACACUACUAUCUGACAGGUGUGGGGGCUCGAUUCAGAAGCUUCUCCUUUUCAGAUGUGCCUUACGUCCCACAUUUCAACUUGGUUUGAGAAGCCUGAAAACGCUGCAUCUGCGUGAUGUGCGUGUUACGGGGGAGGAGUUAGGGUGCCUUCUGUCCAGUUCCACUGCUUUGGAGCACCUGAAGCUCGUCUAUUGCGAUGAUAUAGUUCGCCUGGAGCUACCUUGCCUGCUGCGGCGACUCAGCUUCCUGGAGGUGGCUGGAUGCAUGAGUCUUCAAGUGACAGAACAAAGCUCCAAAUCUCUCCAGAUUUUACCUUGGAGCGGGUGAACGGGUGCAAGUCUCAUUUGGAGAGUCGAAAGUGAAGAAAGUGCAGUUGGUGCAGAGUUGUGCCAUCAGUUAUGCUACUGACAACCUUCCUUCCCGUGCACCGAAUCUUGAGACUCUUACCAUAUCUUCUACUUGUGAGAGAAUCAAUGCACCAAUGGUGGCAUCUAGCAAAUUCCUCCACCUCAAGUUCUUGAGUAUUCUUCUUAUGAGUGGAUCUAACUUUGACAAGGACUACGAUUAUUUAUCGUUGGUUCCUUUUUUCCCAAGCAUCUCCUGCCCUGGAGACGUUUCGCUUGUUUGUAGCGGAGCACUCCAUGUAUCACUGGUUUAAGGGAGAUCCUGCCUCUCUGAGGCGACUGCCACAACACUGCCAUGGGAACCUCAAGAGUGUUAUGAUCAUUGGUUUCUUCCCGCAAAAGAGCAUGAUUGAGCUGGCAUGUCAUCUUCUCGAGAAUGCAACGUCACUUGAGUCCCUUACAGUGGAUGCUAGUCCUGCUGAUUACUGUUGUUCUGGCAGUAAACCGGGCAGGAAAUGCUGUCCCCGGAAAGCUACAGCUAUAGUGAAGGCACGUAAAUCGGUCUUGGCUGUGAAAAAAUACAUUGAGGGGAAUGUUCCCUCUACAGUCUAGUUAAAUGUUCCAGAGCCUUGCUGACCAUGCCAUCGCUUUGAGUAAUUCAGGUGUCAAAUUAUUGUAGCUAUCUGAUACUAUUUAAUGGUGAUAUGUUUUAGUUGUCUUGUGCUAUGUUACAUUCAAGUCGCCAGAGCUGUUUAGGAGUCUAUGAUAUUACAUUCUUGAUAAUUUUGUUUACCAGACUGUCCAAUGUACUUAAUAUUACUGCUGUCCAUUAAAUAUUGUCGUGAACUUGUAUUGUA
Triticum aestivum (bread wheat) is the source of this 4100-nucleotide messenger RNA. RefSeq lists its product as uncharacterized. NCBI's taxonomy places the organism in Eukaryota, Viridiplantae, Streptophyta, Magnoliopsida, Poales, Poaceae. The coding region runs from base 258 to 1787 and encodes 509 amino acids. The transcript has 8 exons. The record is from RefSeq and is a predicted model, not a curated record. Gene Ontology annotation, molecular function: protein binding.